AUGAAGAAGAUGCAUCACAUACCAGCUAAAAGCAAUCUCGUUGAUUCAAGUCCUGAAACUGACCAUAAUGCCCCCCCUCUUUGCCCUAAGCCCCGCCGCCUCCGUCCCGCCAUCCCUAGUUUCCUCGCCCCGUUUCGAUGCGCCCAUCGCAUUCAUAGCCAAUCUAGUAGUGAUCCGAGAAGUGCAAUCCUCAAUAUCAUUGCGGGAAAGGGUGUUGAAGGGAGAGAUUGUUUGUGCUUGAAUUGUUACCCGUCGUGUUAUUCGGGAUCUCCGCCAGGAAGAACAGGGAAUCCGCUGGUUCAAGACGUGUAUUUUCUUCAUCAAGUGGAGAUUCAAUCGCCAUUUUCGAGAACCUAAGCUCUCUUAGAAGUUCAGUUUGACCUCUGUUUCCCCCCACGUGAACGAAAGAACAAAGACGUCAUUGAAGAAGUGAACAGGGAUAUA
Messenger RNA from Cucurbita pepo subsp. pepo (vegetable marrow), 444 nucleotides. RefSeq lists its product as uncharacterized. The record is from RefSeq and is a predicted model, not a curated record. Lineage: Eukaryota; Viridiplantae; Streptophyta; Magnoliopsida; Cucurbitales; Cucurbitaceae.